Messenger RNA from Anthostomella pinea, 1245 nucleotides. NCBI's taxonomy places the organism in Eukaryota, Fungi, Ascomycota, Sordariomycetes, Xylariales, Xylariaceae. The record is from the annotation of a GenBank genome assembly.
AUGUCUUCCUCACCCACCAACCCGUUCGCCCCGACCUGGGCCUUUCCUCCCGGUCUCCCCUCCUCCCCCGUCACCGACCAAGUCACUGGACCUGACGAAGUCGCCGGUGUUGACGGAGCCUCUGCUGUUGACGAAGUCGUCGCUGUCGCCGCCAUGGAUUCCAACAAGCCGGAUGGCGACGCGCAGGUCAUCGAUGGAACUGCCAACGAGGGCACAAUCGACGAGACUACCAUUGACGAGGUCAAUGUUACCGAGGUCGGCGCGGUCACUCCUGUGACUGCGACUGACGCCGAAGAGCCUGCCGAGACUGUCACCGAGACAGGCGAUACCAUCGCCGACACCGCUGGUGGCCCGUCGACGGGCCGCGAGGAUGCCUCGGUCGGCACGGCUGCUAGCUCCGUCGCCGAAACCGCCACGGACGAUGGUUCUGUCGCUGACGGCGACGAUGCUGGCAGUGUCGCUGACUCAGACACUGCGAGCGAAGUUACCGUCGUUGGAAUCGAAGACGGUGCCGCCGAAGAGGCAGCGGUCGUGGACCAGCUGUCUUCAUACGACCUCAUGAGCGAGAACCCCGAGCUGUUCACCUACCGGGUAGACGAGGGUUACCAACACCGCGACGGUCGCAUGGUCAUCUUCUGCGUGGAGGGAGUGGACAUCAACGUCCACGUCAAGGCCCUGGACUCCGCCGCUGGUUUGCGACAGAUGUUCGCGCAUCGGCUUCUCGAAAACGUCACGGGAAGAGUCUCGCUUGAGGAGGACGGUCUUCCCGAGUGGAAGAUCCUGCUGAUUGCCUUAUACGGCCACCCAGUCACCACUCUCGGCCACGGGGCCUACGCCGCUGGGGACUAUGUCCGAGCCUUGAAGCUCGCAGACAUGUACCUCGUCGACGACAAUGUCUACCACCGCAUUGUCAACUUCCUCGCCAACCACAUGGCCGGAUUCGCGCACUGGAAGGCCAUUCCGUGCAACAGACUGACCGACGACCUACACGCCGGCAUCAUCGAGCAGCUCCACUACGCUCACCACGAGUACAGCACCCUGGUCCGAGCCAACGGGCCUCGACCGUUCCCCGUCUUCGCCUUCCCCCUGGCUAUCAAGCUCUUCUGCCCUCCCGAAGCUCUGCUGCAGUACUUCACCCGGCUUGACGCAGACUUCUUGAAGUGGUAUGCGCACGUCUCGAUCCGCGUUGAUGGAAAGUGGAUUCUGAACAACGACGAGGUUCGCCUCUUCACUCCGACGGCCUAG